This is a messenger RNA of Letharia columbiana, 492 nucleotides long. RefSeq lists its product as uncharacterized. The transcript has a single exon. The record is from RefSeq and is a predicted model, not a curated record. The coding region runs from base 1 to 492 and encodes 163 amino acids. Lineage: Eukaryota; Fungi; Ascomycota; Lecanoromycetes; Lecanorales; Parmeliaceae.
AUGCUUCCUUGCCCAAGCUUUCUAUUUUUCAACAUCUUCCUUUGCCGCGUCGCGUCAUCAUUGCUUCCAGCGACCUCCAAUUUGAGCUCCAACACCACCCACCUUCCCACCGCCCAAGCGACCUGCACCGGCUUCAAACUCUUCCAGCUCCGACCCUUCUACCGCGACUGCAACAGCGCCAUCGAAUUCCUAUCGUCCAGCCGUCUCCCCGGCUACUUUCACUCUGGCGGCAGCAUGGACACGUGGCAGCUUCCGGUCACCGAAACGGUCGGCACGUGCGACCUGUCGUUGCAACUCGCUCCGUUUUCGCUGCCGGAACGCGGCUCCUGGCAAAUCGUCAAGGCGGCGGCGAGGAAACUGAAUGAGGAUUGCAGAGUCAAGGCUACUUUGGGGGAUGUUACGGGUGGUGCGAUCACGGCUGGGCAGCAUGAUCGGGUUCAGAUUUCGAUGGUGAGAAGGACGAGGGGUGGGGAGGAGGUGGCGGGUGGGUGA